This is a messenger RNA of Xyrauchen texanus (razorback sucker), 2659 nucleotides long. RefSeq names its product RIC8 guanine nucleotide exchange factor B (gene ric8b). The transcript is spliced from 10 exons. Lineage: Eukaryota; Metazoa; Chordata; Actinopteri; Cypriniformes; Catostomidae. Gene Ontology annotation, molecular function: G-protein alpha-subunit binding; guanyl-nucleotide exchange factor activity. Gene Ontology annotation, biological process: G protein-coupled receptor signaling pathway. The record is from RefSeq and is a predicted model, not a curated record. Bases 120 to 1733 code for a protein of 537 amino acids. Gene Ontology annotation, cellular component: cytoplasm; plasma membrane.
GGUGAAAGUUGAACCUACGAGAGAAAGAGAGAAACAGAAGAGGCGUCUCAUCCUGACUGUCGUGAAAAGAAGGGUUGACAAUUUUUUCUAAGCGAACGGAAGUAAAAGCAACAUUAGAGAUGAGUAUGAGAGAUAUUCUAUCAGAGAUCGACGGUGGAGACGAUGAGAGAGUUGAACAGCUUUUGCAGAAGUAUAACAAAGAGAACUGCCGCACAUUUGCCUUCGACCACAAAGAAGAGGAUGGGAGAAUUAAACUGUGUCAGGGCUUGCUCACAGUGCUCAAACGGCCUGUUCGGCCCCUCUGCCAAAGCACCUGCCUUGAGACCCUGCGCAUCCUGUCCAGAGACAAGCGUGUUCUGGGACCCAUAGACACCAGAGAGGGCAUCCUCACCCUGGCAGGACUGGCCCGGAUCCGUGCAACAGGGGGUGUUGGAGAGCCAUUGGAGGAGGAGCAGUCAGCCGAAGAAGAGAGAGUUGUAGUGGAGGCCCUCAAGUGCCUGUGUAAUGUUGUGUUCAACAGUGUGGCAGCACAGCAGAUGUGCGCAGAUGUGCAACUUGCAGAGGGCCUGUGUGCCCACUUAUAUUCGGUCAGCUCUGCCCAUCAUGAGGUGGGCUUGUUCUCCCUCCGGCUGAUCUUUCUGCUCUCUGCCCUGCGGACAGAUGUACGUGGCACACUGCGAAAGGAGGCAGGUGCAGUGAGGCUGCUUACAGGUGUGCUAGAACGCUCCCUGGAUGUGCGCUGGGUGGGGCCGUAUGAAGCCGCUCCUCCUGACCCACAGACCCCGUACAUAUCUCCAGAGAACAAUGAACAUACCAUUGAAGCCCUUAAAGCUCUGUUCAACAUCACGUUGACUGAUUCCAGUGAAGAGGACAAUGACCACCAGCUUCGACUCAUUGUAGGCAUCAUGCGACAUCUCCUAUUGCUGAAGACACAGAGUGAAGAUAAAACAGAGGAAGCUCACAGUCAUGCCAUAAACCUCCUGAGUAACCUCCCAGUACAGUGCCUGGAUGUUCUGAUAGAUGUCCCUGUUCAAGGUGGGCUGGAAAAGUAUGGUGGGAAAAACAUGGACGUGGUGCAGUUGCUGCUAGAUUUUAUGGAGAGGAGGAUAGACAAGGGUUCCAACUACAAAGAAGGGUUGACACCAGUGCUGAGCCUGAUGACGGAGAGCUCUAGAUACCACCGGGAAAUCCGCAGAUACCUCAAGACCCAGGUGCUGCCUCCCCUGAAGGAUGUAAAGGAGAGGCCAGAAAUCGGUUGUACGGUUCGUAACAAACUUGUGCGAAUCAUGACUCAUAUAGACUUGGGAGUGAAACAGGGAGCUGCAGAAUUUCUUUUUGUCCUCUGCAAAGAGAGCGUGGACAAUCUGUUGAAAUACACUGGCUAUGGAAAUGCUGCGGGGCUGUUGAUGGCACGAGGUUUACUGGCCGGAGGCAGAGGUGAGACACAGUACUCUUCUGAUGAAGACUCUGACACUGAGGAGUAUAAGUCAGUCAAACCAUUCAUUAACCCCAUCACAGGUCACAUAGAGCACCCGAUGCCAAACCCCAUGGAGGAGAUGACUGAGGAGCAAAAGGAAUAUGAAGCCCAGAAACUUGUCAAUAUGAUUGAUGAACUAUCUAGGAAAGAACUUAUCAGGCCAAUGGGAGUGAGGAGGGAUGGCACACUAGCGCCCCUUGGGGAGACUAUCCAUGGGUGCAGUCCACCACCUAGCAGCAACUCAGACUCAGACUAGCAGGAGCUCUGCACUGAAACCCUUCUGGCCAAGCUGAUGGAAGGCAACACGAACUGUUGCAGUCUUACAUGCAGACCAUCCACUGGUGGCAUUGGGGAUGGAUUAUUUUUUACUGCAUUUAUUCCUUUGUUGCACAAGUAUAUGUCUUUCUAAUGGGGACUUUAGAGAAAAAAAUUAUUUUGUUCAAUAGAUAUCUGAUUUAAUAUUAAAGAAAGCUGAUUGCAAAGAGAUCUUGAUCAUGAGCAAAUGUAUCGGUUUGUAGAUUAACUUUUAUUUAACAAAAUGUGGCUGAGGACACACAUGUAACUGUUCCUGAUUCACAGGUGUACCUAAGACACCUGUUUCAAAAUACAUAUAUUUAGAAAUGUAUACCAAGACAAGCCAUAAAAUCAUUCAAAUGUAAACAUUGUCUUUAUAAAAAUGUUGCAUAGUAAUAUUCAGUAAAACCUGUCAGCACUUUUGCUCAGCGGUGAUGCUUGGAGUUUGAAAAAAAAAAAUCUUCUGGCCUUUGUCUGUUUUAUAUUAUUUUAGCUACCUAAUUUUCUAUAACCUUUUGUGAUUUUUCUUCAUCUUUUGUUUCAAGCUGUUUUGGGUGUGAUUAGUAUUCAGUAUGUAUAGUUUUUUCACCCUUUUUUUCUAAGGAAUCUUCACAAUUUAUACACAAGACAAAGCAUGUAUAAUGAAUAUCAUUGUUUUUCUAAAAAAAUUGUUAGCUGUGCUUGAUUUUAUAGGCUUUGCAGAUGCAAAUAAUGGAAUACUUUUUUUGAAGUGCUCAAACGUUUGACUCCGCUUAUAAUGUAAUCACUGUAAUGUCAACAGAAUAAGGGGACUUUAUAAAACUUUGCUUAUAUAUUGCAUACUUUGCACUCAACGUUUGAAUCUUGAUUUCCUUUGUCCUGCAGACAAUCAUUUGCAAUAAAACAAAA